Molecule: messenger RNA, 2225 nt
Organism: Leptonychotes weddellii (Weddell seal)
Lineage: Eukaryota; Metazoa; Chordata; Mammalia; Carnivora; Phocidae
Source: RefSeq, a predicted model, not a curated record
AGCUGUGGCAGACCCUCCAGACCCAAGGGCACUUCCAGCUCCGUCUCCCACCAGGCAAGAUGUGCAGCGCUGAGUACGCAGGCUUGCUGCUCGCUUUCCAGGUCUUCAUAUUAGACGAGCUGGUGGCCCGUGGCUUCUGUCAGAUCCAGGCAAAGACUUUUGGGAUCCCCGUUCCCAUUCCUGUCUGCGACGGAUCCACGGUGCAGGUGGAGUGUCUGACCGGGGAGCGUUUAGGAGUGAAUGUCACAUGGAAGGUGCAGCUGAAGGAUGUCCCACUGGCCUCUCUUCCUGAUUUGCAUGAUAUUGAGGAGGCCUUAGUUGGCAAGGAUCUCAUUGGACGCUUCACAGAUCUGAUCCAGAGUGGAGGGUUCCAGCUUCAUCUGGAUUCCAAGACAUUCCCUGCAGACACCUCCAUCUACUUCCUUCAAGGAGACCGCUUUGGCACCUCUCCCAGGACAUGGUUUGGGUGCUUGGAAGGAUUCCGCCAAGUCUUGGCUACCAGUGAUGCCACUCAGGACGCGUUGGGGUGCGUUAAAUGUCCUGAAGGAAGCUAUUUUCAGAAGGAGAUUUGUAUUCCCUGUCCUGUUGGAUUCUACCAAGAACAGGCAGGGAGCAUGGCCUGCAUCCCAUGUCCCAUGGGCAGAACGACCAUUUCCCCUGGAGCUUUCAGCCACAUGCACUGUGUCACUGAAUGUCAGAGGAGUGAGGCGGGCCUGCAAUGUGACCAGGACGGCCAGUACCGAGCCAGCCAGAGGGACAGGGACAGCGGGAAGGCCUUCUGCGUGGACGGCGAGGGGCGGAGGCUGCUGUGGUCAGAGACGGAGUCUCCCCUCUCUGACUCCCAGUGUCUGAUGAUGCGGAAAUUUGAGAAGGCUCCAGAAUCUCAAGUGAUCCUCAGUGCCAGUGUCACUGUGGGGGGUGGGCCCAAAGUUCCUGGCUCUGAGUCCCCCCUGCUGCAGUGCUUCAUAGGUUCUGGCGAGGUGAGUGGCAACUGGGGGUUGCUGGACCAGCGGGAGGCUCUGACCUGGGUGCAGACUCACAUCGGAGUGUUUGGUGGGGACCCUCGGCGCGUGACUCUGGCAGCAGACCGUGGCGGAGCUGACGUGGCCAGCAUCCACCUUCUAACCACCAGGGCUGCUGACUCCAGGCUCUUCCGGAGGGUCAUGCUGAUGGGUGGCUCUGCGUUCUCCCCAGCUGCUGUCAUCAGCCAGGAGAGGGCUCAGCAGCAGGCAGCCGCUUUGGCAGAGGAAGUCAGCUGCCCCACCUCGUCCACCCAAGAAAUGGUGUCCUGUCUCCGCCAGAAGCCUGCCAGUGUCCUUAAUGACGCCCAGACCAAGCUCCUGGCUGUGAGUGGUCCUUUCCACUACUGGGGUCCUGUGGUUGAUGGCCAGUACCUCCGAGAGGCUCCAGCCAGAGCGCUUCAGAGGGCUCCGCGGGCGAAGGUCGAUCUGCUGAUUGGGAGUUCUCAAGAUGACGGGCUCAUCAACAGAGCAAAAGCCGUGAAGCAAUUUGAGGAAAGUCAAGGCCGGACCAGUAGCAAAACAGCCUUCUACCAGGCGCUGCAGAACUCGCUGGGCGGUGAGGACGCGGACGCUGGCGUGCAGGCAGCAGCUACGUGGUACUACUCCGUACAGCACUCGGCCGACGAGUACGCCUCCUUCUCCCGGGCCCUGGAGAACGCCACCCGGGACUACUUUAUCACCUGUCCCGUAAUCGACAUGGCCAGCCACUGGGCAAGGAGGGCCCGAGGGAAUGUCUUCAUGUACCACGCUCCCGAAAGCUAUGGCCACAGCAGCCUGGAUUUGCUGGCAGAUGUUCAGUAUGCCUUUGGGCUUCCCUUCUACCCUGCCUGCAACGGUCAGUUUACUCUGGAGGAGAAAGGCCUGUCACUGAAAAUCAUGCAGUUCUUUUCGAACUUCAUCCGAUCCGGGAAUCCCAACUACCCGCAUGAGUUCUCUAGGAAAGCCCCUGAGUUUGCGGCCCCCUGGCCUGACUUCAUCCCACGGGCCGGUGGGGAGAACUACAAGGAGCUCAGCGUCCUGCUCCCCAACGGGCAGGGCCUCAAAAGCGCUGACUGCUCCUUCUGGUCCAAGUACAUCCCGUCUCUGAAGGCCGAGGCGGCAGAUGAAGCCAAGCACGGGCUGUCAGCAGAGAGUGAAGAGGACGAUGGGCCAGUUAACUCUGGGCUGGUCGGAGAGCCAGGCUCCAAGAGCUACAGCAAGUGA